CAAGUUCGGUGGAUGAAACGUUGGGAAACUCCAUGCCUGACCUAAAAACAUUCCCAUAAAUUGGUGGUCGCAUUGCAACUUCAUUGGAUUUUCUUUCCUUUUUUGCGCCAAGGAAAUGGUGUAAUAUAAACAGGCUUUGACUGUAGAGAGAGAGAGAGAGAGAGAGAGAGAGAGAGAUGAGAUUUGUAGGUUACAUAGCGCAAUGGAGAAGCGCAGCGAAGGAGGCGUUGGAUCGCACAGCCAUCACUGUGAAAUUCCUGUGCUGGCUUCACUUCACCGGCAACUACCUCUGUUCCCCAUGUCACACCUAUGGGGUUAGCAUGCUCCCCACCCUCAACGUCGCCGGCGACGUUCUUCUCGCCGACCACCUCUCGCCGCGGCUCGGGAACAUCGGCCACGGAGACUUGGUGCUUGUUCGGUCCCCUCUGAACCCUAAGAUAAGGCUGACGAAGCGCGUCGUCGCUGUGGAAGGGGACACCGUCACCUACUUCGACCCUUUGCACUCUGAGGCUGCUCAAGUUGCAGUGGUGCCAAAGGGACAUGUUUGGAUUCAAGGGGAUAACAUUUAUGCUUCCCGUGAUUCACGGCAUUUUGGUCCUGUUCCAUAUGGUCUUAUAGAAGGAAAAGUGUUUUUCCGGGUAUGGCCACCUGAUAGCUUUGGACCACUAGGCCGUUGACGAAAUUUUAAAGGAGUGCUUAUGGUUAGUCAUCUUGCGAAAUGCACCUAAUUAUACAUGCAUGGAGCAUCAAUGAUUUUCAUGAAGGUGCUAUUUGCAAGAGAAACAUCUGACGUGCAUGCUCCCUUUUGGCAAGAUAAGACACAUGUUUUGGGGUCUGUUUGAGUACUGUGUAGUAUCAAUUACUGGUGAAAGAAUAGAAUGCAAGCUUAACAUGGAGAAGAAUUGGUUAGGAAUCAUGUAUUUUAUUCACAAUUUUCUUUUUAAAUUAUAUGCUGGGUUGGGUUUCCUUGUUUUUCCUUACCCAAUGUCAAUUUAUACCGCAUUAUGAUUAUUUUAUUUGUUAUGUUGAACGUUGCUUUUUAUGUCUUCAAAUUAUAGUGGUGACCAAAAUAAACUGUGGCUAUGAGGGUUGUGCAGAUACAAUUCUCUUUGGUAUUGUUGGCUUAA
This is a messenger RNA of Glycine soja, 1127 nucleotides long. Its product is annotated as mitochondrial inner membrane protease subunit 1. The record is from RefSeq and is a predicted model, not a curated record. Gene Ontology annotation, cellular component: mitochondrial inner membrane peptidase complex; membrane. The coding region runs from base 177 to 677 and encodes 166 amino acids. NCBI's taxonomy places the organism in Eukaryota, Viridiplantae, Streptophyta, Magnoliopsida, Fabales, Fabaceae. Gene Ontology annotation, molecular function: serine-type endopeptidase activity. The transcript is spliced from 5 exons.